Messenger RNA from Ceratotherium simum simum (southern white rhinoceros), 3860 nucleotides. The record is from RefSeq and is a predicted model, not a curated record. NCBI's taxonomy places the organism in Eukaryota, Metazoa, Chordata, Mammalia, Perissodactyla, Rhinocerotidae.
ACUGAAGUUAGACACAAUAACUCACCUUUGAGGGAAAUAAUCACAGGUAUUGAGAUACAUUUCUCCAGCCACCUGGAAAUAAAAAGUCUGCAGUAGAAAAUGCCAACACCUGUGGGACCCAGGAAACCAUGCUUGCAAAUCACUGCUAGGAAAACCAUGAUGACUUGUUUAUUGGUCAUUGCUGAUGUCAUUGAUGCAGAAUCUAUUUACUAAUAGCUAGUCAUAAUUGAGAAAUUCUGAAUUUUGAGAAGGUCUCUGCUGUUCAAGAAGAGUGGAUUAUAACAAAGUAAAUUUAUUAUUAUUUUUUAUCAUGAUAAAUUCUGGUUCAAGGUAUGCGAUCUGUGAGAUAAUUUAUGACCAAAGCCAAAUUUGCACAGUUUGAUUAUCCAUCUCAGCCUACAGACUCAGCACUCUGACUUUUGACUGUUUUUGAAAAUAAAUCCGCUAUCAGAGUAGAAGAUUUGGUGUUGGCUCUCAACAGAGUGAAGCUGAGCCUGAAAGACCAAUUGAGCAAAUACAUUCUUCUCUGAUAAUUCAUUUGAAAUAGAACAUUUAAUUUGCUAAGAUCCAAUGGUAUCACUAUGACUAAGCAACCAGGUUCCUGACUACCUAUAGGAAGUAAUUAUUAUUUAAUUAAUUUUGAAACCAGGCCUUAAAAUGUAUCAGCUAAUUCUUUUACAAUUUGAGCACUUUAUUUGGAGGAAAAUUUUAGAUUGUUUUGCUCUCCCUAUUAAAAUGAUUGUGGGAAGAAAAAUUACUUAAUUUGAGCAAUAUUUGGGAUAUAUUAUAUUUCAUUGAAUCUAAGAUGUUAUCAAUUGUAAGACACAUCAUUAUUUUAUGUACCUCUAAGAAAUAAAAAUGCUGCUAAUUAAAAUAUGACGUGCCAUUAAUUGUAAAAUACCUCUUGAUAACAGAGAUAUUAAAACAUGCAUCUUAGAAUCAGUGAAAUAUAGUAAUGCAUUCUUUUCCUUUUUUGAGGUAGAUCUUACAUUUGUUUUUUGUUUUUUUUUUUCUGGCUACCAAACUUCAAAAUUUGAAAAAAGCAAAAUAGAAAUAGUUUAAAUAUUUUUAUGGGUAGAGCACUUAUAGAGCAUAGCUUUCCACCAUGAAAACAAGCUAGCUGCGUGAGUCAGACGUUUUAUCUUCAGGCUGGCCGAAUGUCACCGAAGCAUUCUAGCGGAGAAGUUGACCUACCUGUGGAGAUGCCUGACCCUCAGUGGCAUCUUGAUGUCCUAAAGCACUAUACACUUUUACAAAGUGUUUUAACUUUCAUCACAAGGUACUGUGUACCAUCAUGUUUACAUUGUAUGUAUAAAGACUAUACAAAGAUGUAGUUGUGCAAAUUGUCCCUUAAAAUGUAUUGCUAUAGGAUUUAAAAUCUCACCGUGCUGAAACCCUAAAUUCAUAGAAGAAAAAAGAAUGAAAAUUUUCGCAUUCUAGGUGUUCAACCUAGUACUAAAACUAACAAAAAUCAAAAGCCAUGCACAAAACUACCUCCCCAGAGAGAGGCUAGUCCCUUUUCAUCCCCAUCCAUUUCAUUAUGAACAUAGUAGAAAAUAGCGUCUUCUUAUCAAAUUUGAUGAAAAACGCGAACACGUUUGAAUUGAAAUACGACUUGUCUUGUGAACUGUACCGAAUGUCUACGUAUUCGACUUUCCCUGCUGGUGUCCCUGUCUCAGAAAGGAGUCUUGCUCGUGCUGGUUUUUAUUACACUGGCAUGAAUGACAAGGUCAAAUGCUUCUGUUGUGGCCUGAUGCUGGAUAACUGGAAACAAGGAGACAAUCCUAUUGAAAAGCAUAAACAGCUAUAUCCUAGCUGUAGCUUUGUUCAAAAUCUAAAUUCAGUUAACAUUUCAGGAGCCACCUCUCAGCUUGCUUUUUCUUCUUCAGUAACAAAUUCCACACAUUCAUUACUUCCAAGUUUGGAAAACAGUGGAUAUUUCAGUGGCUGUUAUUCAAGCUUUCCAUCAAAUCCUGUAAACUCUGGACCAAAUCAGGAGUUUUCUGCCUUGAGCACAAGUCCCUACCAUUGUGCAAUGAAUACUGAAAAAGCCAGAUUACUUACUUUCCAGAUGUGGCCUCUGACCUUUCUGUCGCCAACAGAUCUGGCAAAAGCAGGCUUUUACUACAUAGGACCUGGGGACAGAGUGGCCUGCUUUGCCUGUGGUGGAAAAUUGAGCAAUUGGGAGCCAAAGGACGAUGCUAUGUCGGAACACCUGAGACAUUUCCCCAACUGCCCAUUUUUAGAAAAUCAGCUUCAAGACACUUUAAGAUACACCGUUUCUAACCUGAGCAUGCAGACACACGCAGCCCGCUUUAAAACGUUCUUUAACUGGCCCUCUAGUGUUCAAGUUCAUCCUGAGCAGCUUGCAAGUGCGGGUUUUUAUUAUAUGGGUCACAGUGAUGAUGUCAAAUGCUUUUGCUGUGAUGGUGGAUUGAGGUGCUGGGAAUCUGGAGAUGAUCCAUGGGUGGAACACGCCAAGUGGUUUCCAAGGUGUGAGUACUUGAUACGAAUUAAAGGACAAGAGUUCAUUAGUCGAGUUCAAGCCAGUUACCCUCAUCUACUUGAACAGCUAUUAUCUACUUCAGACAAUCCAGAAGAUGAAAAUAUAGAGUCACCAAUUAUUCAUUUUGGACCUGGAGAAAACCAUUCAGAAGACGCAGUCAUGAUGAAUACACCUGUGGUUAAAGCUGCCUUGGAAAUGGGCUUCAGCAGAAGGCUGGUAAAACAGACAGUUCAGAGCAAAAUCCUAACAACUGGAGAGAAUUACAAAAUCGUCAGUGAUCUUGUAUUAGACUUACUUAAUGCAGAAGAUGAAAUGAGGGAAGAGGAGAAAGAAAGAGCAACUGAGGAAAAAGAAUCAGAUGAUCUCUCAUUAAUCCGGAAGAAUAGAAUGGCACUUUUUCGACAUUUGACAUGUGUGCUUCCGAUCCUUGAUAGUCUACUAAUUGCCAGAGUGAUUAAUGAACAAGAAUAUGAUGUUAUUAAACAGAAAACACAAACAUCUUUACAAUCAAGAGAACUGAUUGAUACUAUUUUAGUAAAAGGAAAUUUUGCUGCCACUGUAUUCAAAAACUCUCUACAAGAAAUUGACCCCAUGUUAUACAAGCAUUUAUUUGUGCAACAGGACAUAAAGUAUAUUCCCACAGAGGAUGUUUCAGAUUUAUCAAUGGAAGAACAACUGAGGAGACUACAAGAAGAAAGGACAUGUAAAGUGUGUAUGGACAAAGAAGUGUGCAUAGUGUUUAUUCCUUGUGGUCAUCUAGUAGUCUGCAAAGAUUGUGCCCCUUCCCUAAGAAAAUGUCCUAUUUGUAGAGGUACAAUCAAGGGUACAGUUCGUACAUUUCUGUCAUGAAGAAGAUCCAAAACUUCAUCUAAACUUUAGAAUUAAUGGACUAAAUGUAUUAUAACUUUAACUUUUAUACAUAUUUGGUUUCCUUAAGAUUUUUUAUUUAUUUACAACUCAGAAAAUUUUGUUUUGUAUAAAUAUAAAUAUAUAAAUAUAUUUAUAUAAAUAUGUAUCUAAAACAUAUGAACAUAUGUAUUUUAGAUAGCAGGAGAAUGGUAGGCUUUUGUUCUUGUGAACAAAAAAUAGAGACAGCACUACAAGCACAAUACUAAAUCAAAAUUUCAGCACUAUUGAAAUUUUUAGUGAAGUAAAAUUGGAGAUUUUUGAAUUAACCUUUCAGAAUAUUAAAAUAUUUUGGAGUUGUAUUUAGAACCGGGAACACGGAUUUUCUGCCUUUUUGAUUGGUGUCCUAUACAUACAAGGUCUUGAUAUUUGUUGAAUGACUUUUUAGGAACAUGGUGUUUUUGUAAAGAAUUCUGUAAUAAACAUUUUAAUAAAGCAAUCAAAAUUA